GCGGGGCCGGGGGAGGGGACGCCCUAGGGAGAGUAAAAGGGAGCAAAGCAAAGGUCUGUAGGCAGAACCGAGGGGGCGCGGGGCAGUGCUGGGCACCGGCUGCUCACAGCCGAGACAGCAGCCGAGACGACGGAUCGAAGGGUGCAGUGCAGUGCACCCUCCUGCACAGGGCGCCAUGCCCCACGAGCAGGCGCCCCUCUGAGCCUUGCGGAGAGGCAGUGACAACAGGACUAUGGAAGGGCACCCCUGAAUGGAAAGAGACUACAGAACUGAUCAGACAGGAUGGAAGACAAGGAAGGCUUCUGAAGAAUCAAGAAGGAUAAUAUGAAACUGGCUUCUUCUGAAGUUCUGGGUCUUCCCCACUGCUGAAGUGAAUACUAAGACCCCCGAUGUGUCCAGAGACAUUCUGAAGAGGUUGAGGAGCUAAGGAGCCUUGGGGCACCCAGAAGGAGAUUCCCAAAGCCAACUCAGAGCCAGAGAAUUUGCCUGCUACUUGAGUGUCCUCCGAUUCUUCCCUGCCUGAAUCCCUGUUGCUAUGGAGACCACCAAUGGGACUGAAGUCUGGUAUGAGAGUCUGCAUGCUGUUCUGAAGGCUCUAAAUGCCACUCUUCACAGCAACUUGCUCUGCCGGCCAGGACCAGACAACCUGACUCAGGAGCGGCAGGCCAGCCUACCCGGCCGUGAUGACAACUCCUACAUGUACAUUCUCUUUGUCAUGUUCCUAUUUGCUGCCACCGUGGGCAGCCUCAUCCUGGGAUACACCCGCUCCCGCAAAGUGGACAAGCGCAGUGACCCCUACCACGUGUACAUCAAGAACCGGGUGUCUAUGAUCUGAUGCGAGAAACCCAGGAUGCUGAAGAUCAAGACACCUGAGCGUUGAUUGACUUCUGAGACCUCCAGAACUCAGCCAUGGCUCCCGUCAGGCCUCAGUGUUCCUAUGUACAAGGUCAACGAGACACAGUGCUAAGGGAUGUCAUUACUGGGCUGGGGAGAGAAGGGCAGACCUAGGCCUUGUGGGGAAAAAAGGACUUUUUUCCAGCAAAAGACUUGAUAUACAUGAUAGACAGUGGGAACUAUGAACAAAUACAUACAAGUAGCAAAAGAUAAUAA
Phyllostomus hastatus (greater spear-nosed bat) is the source of this 1110-nucleotide messenger RNA. It is a transcript of the gene KCNE3, whose product is annotated as potassium voltage-gated channel subfamily E regulatory subunit 3. The transcript is spliced from 4 exons. Gene Ontology annotation, cellular component: membrane. Gene Ontology annotation, molecular function: transmembrane transporter binding; potassium channel regulator activity; voltage-gated potassium channel activity involved in ventricular cardiac muscle cell action potential repolarization. The record is from RefSeq and is a predicted model, not a curated record. The coding region runs from base 536 to 835 and encodes 99 amino acids. Gene Ontology annotation, biological process: membrane repolarization during action potential; ventricular cardiac muscle cell action potential; regulation of heart rate by cardiac conduction. Lineage: Eukaryota; Metazoa; Chordata; Mammalia; Chiroptera; Phyllostomidae.